Molecule: messenger RNA, 255 nt
Organism: Acaulospora morrowiae
Lineage: Eukaryota; Fungi; Glomeromycota; Glomeromycetes; Diversisporales; Acaulosporaceae
Source: the annotation of a GenBank genome assembly
AUGGCGGGAGGCGAUCAUAAUACCGUGAUAAAGGAUCCAGCGGUCGAACGCUGGUAUAACAUGCGCAUGAGCACAAGAGAACACUUUCGACUAAAUGGAAGAAACAUUCGCAUAGGAUUAAUAUCCGUAAUAUUUCUUCCCGUCGGUUGUUAUCUUUUGGCAGCUGCAAAUGACGACAAAUGGGUGUUUACCGCCAGAACCCGUGGCUCCACUUCACUUGAAGAUUAUAAAAAGAAACCAGCAAAGAAGGAUUGA